CGAAACUUGAGAUUAAAAAUGACGAAUCUCUCCGGUUUACAAAUCCUCCUUUUCUCCUUCAUCAUAGCCACAGGUGCAAUUUCCGUAGUCUCCGGUACAGUGUUUACCAUAGUGAACAGCUGCAGCUUCCCCGUUUGGCCUGGAAUCAUCACCGGAGACAACGGUCUACAACUCAACGGCGGCGGAUUCGACUUAACCCCAGGAGCUUCUGUCGACCUAACUGCUCCUGCCGGCUGGUCCGGCCGAAUCUGGGGCCGAACCGGCUGCAAUUUCGACGCGUUUGGCAACGGAAAAUGCCUCACCGGAGACUGUGGCAAAUUACAAUGCUCCGGUGCAGGAGGAACUUCGCCCGUUACACUCGCCGAAUUCACAAUCGGUCUUGGUGGCGCGAUAGACUUUUACGAUGUAAGCCUGGUUGAUGGUUACAACGUCCAGAUGGAAAUCAAGACGCAAGGCGGCUCAGGCGAUUGUCAAAACGUGGGAUGCGUUUCAGACGUGAACAAGAUUUGUCCGAACGAGCUAACGGUUCCUAAUCCUAACGGGGGGGAUGUUGUGGGGUGUAAGAGCGCUUGCGAGGCAUUUGGAAGACCAGACUAUUGUUGCACCGGUGCAUUCAAUAAGCCGGAGACUUGUCCACCCACCCAUUACUCGAGGAUCUUUAAAACAGCUUGCCCCAAAGCGUACAGCUACCCAUAUGACGAUGCUACAAGCACUUUUACUUGUGCCAAUGCUAAUUACUCCAUCAUUUUCUGUCCCAUUAGCACAUAGUUCCCUUAUCAUUUAUCAACGACGAUUGGUAAUUAAUAAUCAUGUUAAUCUCUGAAAGAAGUUUUGCGGAAUGAGAUAAAUUCCGCAAACAAUAAUGAAUUACUUGUGAUUUUACUCAUUCAAUAAAAGCAAAA
Eruca vesicaria subsp. sativa (arugula) is the source of this 902-nucleotide messenger RNA. The record is from the annotation of a GenBank genome assembly. NCBI's taxonomy places the organism in Eukaryota, Viridiplantae, Streptophyta, Magnoliopsida, Brassicales, Brassicaceae.